CUCCUUGUUUCGAGAGAGGAGCAUUGAAUGAGCAAAUCGACGAGGUCGUGUUCAAAUUACAAACGAUGUCGAUCGCGUAAAAAUCAUCUCGAACUCUAAUCCCUCGAUCCAUCGCGAUUAGAUCCCUUGUUUCCUUCGAUCUAAUCGGAAUCCGGGAUUAGGGUUCUCGAUUCCCUUCGAUCGGAUCUCCUUUUGGGCGAAUUUUUUGCGGUCUUCGUCCAUGGCUGCGCCACCGGCUAGGGCUAGGGCGGAUUACGAUUACCUUAUAAAGCUUCUCCUGAUCGGUGAUAGUGGUGUUGGUAAGAGUUGCCUCCUUUUGCGAUUCUCGGAUGGCUCCUUCACCACCAGCUUCAUUACUACAAUUGGAAUUGACUUUAAGAUAAGAACAAUUGAGCUGGAUGGUAAGCGGAUCAAACUGCAGAUUUGGGACACAGCUGGUCAGGAGCGCUUUCGGACUAUUACAACUGCAUAUUACCGAGGGGCCAUGGGUAUUUUGCUGGUUUAUGAUGUCACCGACGAGUCAUCAUUUAACAACAUAAGAAACUGGAUCAGGAACAUUGAACAACAUGCUUCUGAUAAUGUGAACAAGAUUUUGGUGGGCAACAAGGCUGACAUGGAUGAAAGCAAAAGGGCUGUUCCUACUGCAAAGGGGCAAGCACUUGCCGAUGAAUAUGGCAUUAAGUUCUUUGAAACUAGUGCAAAAACAAACUUAAAUGUGGAGCAGGUAUUUUUUUCAAUCGCUAGAGAUAUCAAGCAGAGACUUGCUGAGACUGAUUCAAAACCUGAGGAUCGGACGAUUAAGAUUAACAAACCGGACCAGGCCGCUGCUGAGAGUGCUGCAGCUUCGAGGUCAUCUUGCUGCGGUACUUCCUGAUGAUGAAUGCUCUUUGACUUUAUUUGGAUCUAAUUUGUUUUUUAUAGGAGGAUAUUUGUGCGAAGAUAAUUUGAUGAUACGGUGAUGCUUUGUAUUGUUGUCAUUUCAUUCUUUGCAACAACUUCUCUUUGUUUGUAAUGUAUUUCCGGAAUUCUUCGACUCGAAAGCCUUUGAUUUUGGGAUUUGGUUGGCCAAGCUUUUCAUCUCCA
Messenger RNA from Ananas comosus (pineapple), 1083 nucleotides. Its product is annotated as ras-related protein RABE1c-like. Lineage: Eukaryota; Viridiplantae; Streptophyta; Magnoliopsida; Poales; Bromeliaceae. The record is from RefSeq and is a predicted model, not a curated record. Gene Ontology annotation, molecular function: GTPase activity; GTP binding. The coding region runs from base 221 to 874 and encodes 217 amino acids. The transcript has 9 exons. Gene Ontology annotation, cellular component: plasma membrane. Gene Ontology annotation, biological process: protein secretion; regulation of exocytosis.